Messenger RNA from Amoebophrya sp. A25, 1474 nucleotides. The record is from the annotation of a GenBank genome assembly. Lineage: Eukaryota; Dinophyceae; Syndiniales; Amoebophryaceae.
GGUCGUGAAUGGUUUUCACGUUAAUAGUUGUGCUCAUUUGGUCCUUAAGAUGGUGGUCUGUCAUGCUAUUGACGGACAUUCAGUCAAGAGUAGUAUUCGAGAGAUUGGGUGGCAUUCAAGAGAUGAAAUUAUGCCUCGCGGUUGCGGAUGAAUUUGGGGAUUUUUGGAGGUUACCUGAGGCUCACACCUCUGUGGUGGUAAGGCGUUCUGGGGUUCCACGAAAUGGCUCGCCACCUUCUUGGUUAGGCGAACACCCUCUGCCCCUCUCUUCUCUUCUGAGUUGCUGAGGUAGUUGGAAGGGAUUGCAUUUUGCCUGGCUGGGCAGUUGUUGUGGUGGUAAGGCGUUCUGGGGUUCCACGAAAUGGCUCGCCACCUUCUUGGUUAGGCGAACACCCUCUGCCCCUCUCUUCUCUUCUGAGUUGCUGAGGUAGUUGGAAGGGAUUGCCAUUUGCCUGGCUGGGCAGUUGUUGUGGGAGUCGACCUUGCAGUCGGCUGCGAUUUUGUCUCGACGGUGGUCACGAGCGGCCAUAUCAGGGGCAUUCAAAUGACAACAUAAAGCCGAUCUGAGUUUCUUGGGACCGCCCUACAUGUUCACGCUGUUCUCCGUGGUAGUUGUUAUCUCUUGAUAAUUUCAAGUGACGCACUUCUUCUAGCUCUACUAGACUGCUGGUGCACGUCAAUUAUUAUUGCCCAAAGGCUUAAAGUUGGCCUGGGUGGAGCACAAGGAAAUGGAUGAAAUGUGGGAGUCCCCAAGUUGACCACUCGGGAUAAGCGAGGGUCCCCAACACAGAAAAACUCGGGGUUUUCACGUGAGAAGCGCACCCUUUAACCGGGGGAGAACAUUGAAGAUAUGGAUUUUACUCUCUUCUGCGCACUGCAUCAAACCUCCGAAGUACCUGGUACACGCGGCCAUAUGGAAAUAUCAUGAUAAGUAAUGUUGCCUACGUCGUCAACGUCUAAAGGUAAAUGAAGUUCGCUCCUGUUCCCUUAUCGCAUCGCAAGGAACGAACACGAAGUGCGGGAGAUUCCACUCGUGCGCGUGGAAGGAAGAAUCAUGAUGAUCAUGAUGAAAUCUAACUUCUGAGGUUAUAUCUUCUGCCCGUCAGGGAAAUCUUAGCCAGAUUGCCGAAUAGAUUCCCGCCAUCAUAUCUUCUGCUCGGCCACGCAGUUUUAUUGCUGGCGCUGCAUACGCGAGUCGUUGAGUCUUCCGGCGAUGCCAAUAUAAUGCUUGGUCAAAUGGAAAUGGAGUGAAGUCUACAACAGCAACACGAUGAAUAUAUCCGAUGACUACCAUCUAUUUUUCCACCAUAGCAACAUAAUUGAUGUGCUGUACAGAAGAUUCGUGUCGUGUGCUUUUUUCGAAGACUUCCUUGCUUCAAAGAAAACUCUCUACGAUGGAACCUGAAGAUGACUCUGACCCCCCUGAUGCGGCGGGGGCAACCUCUUCUUGACUGUCAGUCUGGUUUCUUACGAU